Molecule: messenger RNA, 2091 nt
Organism: Quercus lobata
Lineage: Eukaryota; Viridiplantae; Streptophyta; Magnoliopsida; Fagales; Fagaceae
Product: pyrrolidone-carboxylate peptidase-like
Exons: 5
Coding region: 1182-1853 (223 amino acids)
Biological process (GO): proteolysis
Cellular component (GO): cytosol
Molecular function (GO): pyroglutamyl-peptidase activity
Source: RefSeq, a predicted model, not a curated record
AAUCAAGUGGUUCAAUUGGUUUCUUUGUCUUAAUUAGUUCUCUCUAAAGGUGUAGUCUGCUUUUGAAUUUGUAUGUCUUUGAUUGAGGUUCAGAUUGUUGGUUUAAUUUGAUUCUGAUAUUGAUUUUUAGAAACUGGGUUGUUUUCUGUUGUUAGGAAUUCCAAUGGAUUAUCUUGUUUUCUCAGCUGUUUUGUUUUCUGGGGUUAUGUACAGUCAAAUCUUCUUUCGCUAGAUUCUUGUUUGUUUGCUUUUGAUACUGUUGGGGUUUUCCAACUUUGAUAUGACCUCUGAGCUUUCCAAAUGAAAUGCAGGAGUGCCUCCUCCUUCUUUCCUUAACCCCUCAUGCCCUCAACUGUUUCUUCGUAUGGAAGGUCUCAUAAAGUUGUUUUGUAUAGAUGCUUUAUCCACAGCAAUGGAAAAUUUUUGGGUUCAGCAUUUGACUAUUGAAGUGGUCCAUCAGAAUCCACUGUUAUAAGUGUUAAUCAUAUCUUCUGUGAUAAUUUUUGUAAAUGGGUAGACAGAGAUGCUAAGGUUUAACAUUAUUGCCUUCUGGACCCUCAAUUAUCAUCUCUUGGUAUAAUUGUUAGAUUAUGGCUUCAUUAACAUCCAGGGGUUGAGUUGAGUGGCUCUAUGGUGCGGACACCGCCCAGAUUAUUUUGAAUGUGUUAAGGGAUUUAAUUGCUAUCUUAAUUAUGAUUUGAUUUCCCUGCCUUAUUUGAUGUAACCUGGUACCUUAUUUAUAGGCCCACAGUAAACAUUAUUGUUAUGUUGAAUUUGAUGAAUGAUAUGGAAUUGAGAUUUUCUUUCUCUAGCUUGGUCGUGAUGCCAAGAACCCUUAUUGGUGAAACCUAAGGUUUAUCUUGUUCUGUGUUUUUGCCUUUGCCCUGCAUCACUGACGGUCAACUGGGUUUGAAACUUUGAAUUCUACCACCAACCCUUUGGGAGGUAACCUUUGGGAUCUAUUCCUGUUAUGGUUUUGAACAUGUGGGAUGGGAGAACUACACAUGCCUGGAAAAUAUUUUGGUGCUUGAAGAGCCCUGGAGACUGUAUUAGCAUAAAAAAAGGAAAGAUAAGGAGAAAGAAAGAGAAGAUUAUGGCUUUCUAGGAUUGAAUGGUACUUAGAUAUUACUUUUGAUUUUGAUGCUAUAACGCAUUUUUGGUUAUAUCUCAAUAAUUGGUAAAUGGGAUCUGAAGGGCCUCUUGCACCUGCAGUAGCAGUAACAGUUCAUGUGACGGGAUUUAAGAAAUUCCAUGGUGUUUCAGAGAAUCCAACUGAGACAAUUGUCUGUAAUCUCAAAGAGUAUGUGAAGAAAAAGGGAUUGCCAAAAGGUCUAACUCUUGGGAGUUGCAGCAUUCUUGAGACUGCAGGACAGGGAGCACUUGCUUCCCUAUACCAGACAUUGCAAUCUGCCAUUGGUGGAAAGGAUUCUGAAUCUUCAACUUCUGGAAAAAUUAUUUGGCUACACUUUGGAGUUAAUAGUGGUGCAACAAGGUUUGCCAUUGAGCAUCAAGCUGUCAAUGAAGCCACUUUUCGUUGUCCUGAUGAGUUGGGAUGGAAGCCCCAGAAACUCCCCAUCAUUCUUGCAGAUGGUGACAUUUCACACACUCGACAGACUUCUCUUCCUGUCGAGGAGAUUACCAAGGCCUUAGCAAAGAUGGGUUAUGAAGUGAUGACAUCAGAUGAUGCGGGACGGUUUGUAUGCAAUUAUGUUUACUAUCAUUCCCUUCGGUUUGCAGAGCAAAAUGGGAACAAAUCGCUGUUUGUGCAUGUGCCUCUCUUCUUGACUAUAGAUGAGGAUACACAAAUGCAGUUUGCUGCAUCCUUGUUAGAGGUACUUGCUUCUUUAAAUUAAGAGCAUCCUGCCACAACCUUAUGUCCAGGAGCUUGUGUGGUUGCUUAUAUUGGCCAUGUAUGUAAAAAAAAGUGGUUCGAUGCAUAAUAAAUAGCGAGUGUGUUUUAAUGAAAAGUGAAACUAUGGCACAUGCAAUUCAUGUAUUUUGGUGAAUGCUUUUUAAAGGGUACUGGAAACUCGCGGAAAUCUUUUGAAAUCUCUUAUGCCAAUUUGUGAAUGAAAUGCCAGUUUUAUUAUA